Molecule: messenger RNA, 3342 nt
Organism: Lotus japonicus
Lineage: Eukaryota; Viridiplantae; Streptophyta; Magnoliopsida; Fabales; Fabaceae
Product: ATPase 11, plasma membrane-type-like
Exons: 21
Coding region: 180-3173 (997 amino acids)
Biological process (GO): regulation of intracellular pH; proton export across plasma membrane
Cellular component (GO): plasma membrane
Molecular function (GO): ATP hydrolysis activity; ATP binding; P-type proton-exporting transporter activity
Source: RefSeq, a predicted model, not a curated record
UAUUUGAACCAUUCUUCCAAUGUGUCAGUGAAAUUGUCUUGGCUGAAUCAUUAUUCAUUGGUUUAGAAACUCACUAUGUAUGAACUAAGAAACUUGUAAAUUUCUUAGAGUUAUAUAUUCUCUUGCUGGAAAGGGAGUAGCUGACACAGUAGCUUCAGAAAAGACGAAAAGAACCAAAUAUGGGAGAGGGAAAAGAACCAACUAUGGGAGAGGGAACCAUGUCACUUGAAGCUGUUAUAAACGAAGCGGUUGAUCUGGAGAACAUUCCUCUUGAGGAGGUUUUUGAUAAUCUAAAAUGCACAAGAGAAGGUUUAAGCUCCGAGCAAGCAAAGGAGAGGCAAGACUUGUUUGGAUUCAACAAACUUGAAGAAAAGAAGGAGAGUAAACUUCUUAAGUUUUUGGGCUUUAUGUGGAAUCCUCUGUCAUGGGUUAUGGAAGCGGCUGCUAUCAUGGCCAUUGCUAUGGCACAUGGAGGGGGCAAGCGCGGAGAUUAUCAAGAUUUUGCUGGCAUAGUUAUUUUGCUAUUAAUAAACUCUACCAUCAGUUUCGUAGAAGAAAACAAUGCUGGUAAUGCAGCUUCCGCCCUUAUGGCAAGAUUGGCCCCAAAAGCAAAGAUACUACGUGAUGGAAAAUGGAGCGAAGAAGAUGCUGCAAUGUUGGUUCCUGGAGACAUAAUUAGCAUCAAGCUGGGUGACAUCAUUCCGGCUGAUGCUCGUCUCCUUGAAGGUGAUCCUUUAAAGAUUGAUCAGUCUGCGCUUACUGGAGAGUCACUUCCUGUCACAAAACAUCCUGAAGAAGGAGUAUAUUCUGGUUCAACCUGCAAACAAGGAGAAAUUGAAGCAGUAGUUAUUGCAACUGGAGUUCACACUUUUUUCGGGAAGGCAGCUCAUCUAGUGGAAAACACAACACAUGUUGGGCAUUUCCAGCAGGUUCUAACAUCUAUAGGGAAUUUCUGCAUCUGUUCAAUUGCUGUUGGAAUGGUUAUUGAAAUCAUUGUGAUAUAUGGUGUCAACAGAAGGGGAUACAGAGUUGGUAUAGAUAACCUCCUUGUGUUGCUGAUUGGUGGAAUCCCUAUUGCAAUGCCAACUGUUCUUUCUGUUACAAUGGCUAUUGGUUCACAUAGGCUGUCUCAGCAGGGUGCCAUAACAAAGAGAAUGACUGCCAUUGAAGAAAUGGCUGGAAUGGAUGUGUUAUGUAGCGACAAAACGGGAACAUUAACCCUUAACAAGCUUACAGUGGACAAAAAUUUGAUUGAGGUUUUUGCCCAAGGUGUUGACAAGGAUAUGGUUGUACUUAUGGCUGCUAGGGCUUCAAGGAUAGAGAAUCAGGAUGCAAUUGAUUGUGCAAUUGUUUCAAUGUUGGGAGACCCAAAGGAGGCACGAGCUGGAAUACAAGAAGUUCAUUUCCUUCCAUUCAAUCCAACAGAUAAAAGAACUGCACUUACUUACCUUGAUGCUUCUGGUAAGAUGCACAGGGUUAGCAAAGGUGCACCAGAACAGAUUCUCAAUCUUGCAUAUAACACAGCAGAAAUCAGACAGAAGGUUCAUUCAAUUAUUGAAAAGUUUGCAGAACGUGGACUUCGUUCUCUAGCAGUUGCCCGCCAGGAAGUACCUGGUGGGAGUAAAGACAGUCCAGGAGGACCAUGGGAGUUUGUUGGCCUGCUCCCACUUUUUGACCCUCCUCGUCAUGAUAGUGCAGAAACUAUCAGAAGAGCUCUUGAUCUUGGAGUCAGUGUCAAAAUGAUCACUGGUGAUCAACUUGCAAUAGGUAAGGAAACAGGAAGGCGUCUAGGGAUGGGAACUAACAUGUAUCCUUCUUCAUCACUGCUUGGUGAAAGUAAAGAUCAACUGGGUGCUGUCUCCAUUGACGAUCUCAUCGAGAAGGCUGACGGUUUUGCUGGUGUCUUUCCUGGUAAGCCAAACAAGCAGUGUUCACAAUUACACGGUAGCUUUAAUUUAAUGUGUUGUCUAAUUUCUGAUAUCACAAUGUUUCCCUCAGAGCACAAGUAUGAGAUUGUGAAGAGGUUACAAGCUAGAAAGCACAUUUGUGGGAUGACUGGUGAUGGGGUCAAUGAUGCUCCUGCCCUCAAGAUAGCUGACAUAGGUAUUGCCGUAGCAGACGCUACAGAUGCAGCACGAAGUGCUUCUGACAUAGUGCUAACGGAACCAGGGUUGAGUGUGAUCAUAAGUGCAGUGUUAACUAGCCGUGCAAUUUUCCAGAGAAUGAAAAACUACACAAUAUAUGCUGUGUCUAUCACUAUUCGUAUAGUGCUGGGUUUCUUGUUACUGCAAUGCUUUUGGAAAUUUGACUUUCCUCCCUUUAUGGUUCUUAUCAUUGCCAUUUUAAAUGACGGUACCAUCAUGACAAUAUCCAAAGACAGGGUUAAGCCUUCUCCAAUUCCAGAUAGUUGGAAGCUUAGUGAAAUUUUUGCAACUGGAAUUAUCCUUGGUAGCUAUCUGGCUCUAAUGACAGUACUCUUCUUCGCAGUAGCUUAUGAAACAAACUUCUUUCCUGACCAUUUUGGUGUGAAACACUUCCGCGAUAGUAUACAUGAUCCUGUCACUGAUGAAAUGACACAGAAGUUGGCAUCUGCUGUCUAUCUCCAAGUCAGUGUAAUUAGCCAAGCCUUAAUCUUCGUUACACGCUCCAGGGGAUGGUCCUACGCAGAAAGACCUGGUGUUCUGCUUGUUAUUGCCUUCAUUCUUGCUCAAGCGGUUGCAACUGUUAUAACUGCCACUGCCAAUUGGAAAAUUGCUGGAAUCAGAAGCAUAGGUUGGCGCUGGACAGGAGUCAUUUGGUUGUUCAACAUUGUAACUUACGUAUUUCUGGAUCCCUUAAAGUUUGCUGUUCGUUAUGCACUAAGUGGAAGGGCUUGGGAUCUGGUGGUAAAGCAACGAACUGCAUUCAUCAACAACAAUGAUUUCGAUAGAGAAACUCGUCAGGCCGCUUGGGCUGCAGAGCAGAGAACCUUGCAUGGACUUGGCUCUGCUGAGGUGAAACCAUUUGGAGAGAAGCACACCUUCAGAGAAAUAAACACAUUAGCAGAAGAGGCUAGGAGGAGAGCAGAGCUAGCAAGGUUGAGAGAGCUUCACACUCUGAAGGGUAGAGUGGAAUCCUUCGCCAAGCUGAGGGGUUUGGACGUUGAUGCCAUGAACGGGCACUACACUGUCUGAAGAUGUUAUGAUCACUAUGCUUCAUUAUUCUGUUUGUAUUUCUUGUAUUAGUGCCUUGUCUCCUAUGAGAUUAUAGGUACUGCUUCAAUAAUGUAUAAGUUGAAGAUAACAUUUUCAUGUGCUUCUCACUCAAAACAUUAGUUGUUUUCUCUUUAGUAUUCUUUCUUUA